AAGGGGGGGGUUAUCAACUGAUGCUAAGCGGAAGUUAAUCUUACAGUGAGGCGAGUGGUGACCCGACCAUGGCGUCCUUGCUGGACUACGAAGUAGGAACAGCUAGAAAACAUGUUCAUUGGCGAACAUUUAUGGUCCUCUUUAGCGUCUUUGUAUUUCUGAAGGCGCCACAGACAGUCCUUGCCAAGAAGGAUAGUCUCAAAGAGGUAACAGACGGAAACUGGGAAGACAUACUGACCGGAGAAUGGAUGAUAGAAUUCUUUGCCCCAUGGUGCCCUGCAUGUCGACAACUGCAGCCUGUGUGGGGGGAGUUCGCAGAGUGGGGGGAGGAUUUGGGCGUCAACAUCGCCAAGGUGGAUGUCACCGAGCAGCCAGGACUAAGUGGCAGAUUUAUCAUCACCUCCCUUCCUACCAUCUACCACUGUAAAGAUGGUGUGUUUCGGCGGUACCAGGGACCACGCACCAAAGAGGACUUCCUUAGCUUCAUUGAUGAAAAGAAAUGGCAGACUAUCGAACCAGUGUCCUCAUGGUUCGGUCCAUCCUCCUUUUUGAUGAACUCCAUGUCUGCACUCUUCAAGCUCUCCAUGUUCAUACGGCAUUGCCACAACUAUCUGACCGAGCAGUUGGGCAUCCCUGUGUGGGGGUCCUAUGUGAUCUUUGCCCUGGCCACUCUCUUCUCUGGUCUAGUCCUGGGACUGAUACUGGUGUUCAUCGCUGACUUUGUCUUCCCAUCUAGAAGAUUCCAAAGUAACUACUACCAAAGUAGAAAGCAGCUGUCUGAGGCGCGUCUGAGGCAGCAGCUGGAGGACGAGCAGAUGGCCGACGGCGAGGAAGACGACGAAGAGGAGGAGGACGAGGAGGACGAGAACGGCUCGCGGGAGGACCUGUGGCGCAAGGGCCGCCGCUCGCCCGAGGGCCUCCCUGAAACGUUCGGCGAUGAGGCGCUCAGGAGGAGGGUGCUGGCCGCCCGGCAGGAGGAGGAGGAGGACACCUAGAGGAGGAGGCGCCCGGCGGCAGAGCUGUAAACACGUGCCUCGCCAUGGCAACUCCAAUCAGCAGCUUUCUUUUUUGGGGGGAGGGGGGGGGGGGGGCUGAAGAGGUGGAAUCUAAAGCCCUUGAAAGUAAAAACACCACCGAUGCCACCGAUCGCUAUGCCAAGGAGAAGCGCUGACGCAGACGCGAAAAAGAGCUGAAGCAGAGUUUACAGACGCAGAGCCGGCACGGAGGCCCUGGCAAACUCCAACACCUUGCUUUCUCUGAACUUCUCCCUUUGUAUCUCCAUCUCUCUUGCUCUCUUUUUCUCUCACUCACCCUCUCUUUUGUUCUUUCUUUCUUUCUCUCUUUCUUGUUCUUUCACUCUUGCUGUCUCUCGUUGCCAUUCCCACACCAGGAGCCGUGCUGGACUCUACCGACAUUUCACGCAAAACACAUCCUCUUUCAACACUGUCAACACUUCAAGCAUUGUUUAUUAUUAUUUUUUUCCUGUCUUUUAUUUUUUUAUAUGAAUGAGUAAAGAUCAGUGUGUUGGCCCAGGUUGGGGUUUUAUUUUACUAUUACAAUACUGUAUGCAUCUCAUACCCAAGUGUUACCAUUGAUGGACCGCCAGAUUCCCCUAUGCAUCACUUUAGACUUCGCCUGUGUCUCUGUAGAACCUUGCCAUUCCAGAUACUCUCUACACCUCUGAACACAUUGAACAACCUCACUUGUACAUGUGUUUUGUAUGCACAGACACACAUACUUUUUCUGUCUUUUUUUUGCCCAGCAUUUGUACAAAGCGUCACCCUCUUUCUAGGUGUGUGUGUGUGUGUGUGUGUGUGUGUGUGUACGGUUAUCUGUUUGAAUGUGUGUGUGGGCUUGCAUUGCAGUACACAGCAGACAUUUUUAAACUUGCAUUGGAUGAAACAAAGGGUUAAUGAUUAUUGCACUGUGCCCUACACCCAACAGAGGGACGCCAGUAAGUGCCACCUGUUCACAGAGGUUGGCUACCACUGGUCAAAAAAGGGUCGGGCUUCAUAACCUUUAACUUUUUUAACCCUGUAACUCCUCUAACUGGAGCUCAAUGGGAGACAUCUGCUUGUUCUGACGGCAGGUGAAGAAUGCAGAGAGAGCUACGCUACUCUGUCUAAACUUAAUCUGGGGCCUGUAGUGUCCAUUAGUGGACCUUAACCAGACUUGUUGCUGCCUAAUGUUUUUGUAUUUAUUCAUGCUACUUGCAUGUUGUUUCUUAUCCCAUUUUUCGGAAUCCUUGAAAACGCACAUGCACAAAUGCUUAGAAGCACCUCAUGCCACAAUACUUCAAUGUUAGUCUGGCUCCGGUUUCUAAGAUUUAAAUGCUUAUACCAACACCGAUUUAAAUAGUAACAAAAUGGUUCUUAUUUGACCAGUCUCAAAAGCAAGUGUGUGUGUGUGUGUGUGUGUGUGUGUGUGUGUUUUGUGCAGAAUUCCUUCAGAAACAGUGUUUGUCACAGAACUAGCAAAAAAAAAACCCUGAUGUUUGAGCUUUUUUGAAUGUAUUGCUUGUAAACCAUAAAGAGUUUUUUUUUGCCACUUUA
This is a messenger RNA of Alosa alosa (allis shad), 2552 nucleotides long. RefSeq names its product thioredoxin-related transmembrane protein 1 (gene tmx1). The record is from RefSeq and is a predicted model, not a curated record. Bases 69 to 995 code for a protein of 308 amino acids. The transcript is spliced from 8 exons. NCBI's taxonomy places the organism in Eukaryota, Metazoa, Chordata, Actinopteri, Clupeiformes, Clupeidae.